Meriones unguiculatus (Mongolian gerbil) is the source of this 984-nucleotide messenger RNA. Its product is annotated as basic proline-rich protein-like. NCBI's taxonomy places the organism in Eukaryota, Metazoa, Chordata, Mammalia, Rodentia, Muridae. Bases 169 to 687 code for a protein of 172 amino acids. The transcript is spliced from 2 exons. The record is from RefSeq and is a predicted model, not a curated record.
GCACACGCUCGGCUCUCCCCCACCACCACCCAACACACACCGGGGAGUGGGGGUGCGGCGGCGCGCGCGAGCCCCCCGCGAGUCGAGGGGGGUCCUCGCCCUCCCCCCCCCCCCCGAGCCAGCUGGGCGGGGAGCCGGGAGAGCGCACCCCGAGCCGGCCCGGAUCACAUGGGCUGGGCGUGGGGGAGGGGGAGGCGCGGGGAGCCGGCGGGGCGGGGAGGCGGCAGCGCCCCCCGGGUCCCCCCCGCUCCUCCCCAGCUAUCCAUUCAAGUUCGCGGGCCCCUGCGCCCCGGCCGGAGGUGGCCCCCGCCGCCCGCCCUGCCUCCGCGCCCGGGUUGCCAGCCGCCGCGCGGAAAUUUAGGUCAAGGACGCCCGGGGCACACCCACACCCCGUGCUCCCCCACGGUCCUCGGGACCCCCCCUCGCACACACACACACACGAGAUCGAGGGUCCUCGGAGAUGGAGGAGACCCUCCCCGGACCGACACCGGCCACAAGUUUUAUUUUCCCUUUCCGCGCGGCAAGUUCCCUGUCUCCGGCUCCACGCACCGGCACGUCCCGCACGGCUCCCCGCCCUUCCCCGGCAGAGGAUUAGGAGACAGUGGAAUACACUCAACGCCGAAACUGUGCCGUGACCGCUGUGGGUUUCGGGACGUUUGGAAAACCUCAACACCUCCGAGGCCUUGAGUGAUCGGACUUUCAGACUCUUUGCCCCCUAAAUUGGGAUACUGCCUCUCUGACAGGAUUGAUGGGGUGGGCGGAGCAUUUGAAAUGAACAAUGUAAAAGUCCACCCCCCCCCUUUUUUUUUAAUGGCAAACUUUACAUGGAUCGUAUUUGUUAUGAAUUGUUACUGGAUACAGUUUUUAGAAGGCGCUUCAUAAAGACUCCCAACCCACAGACCAGGCUGUUUCCCAACACCCCGACCAAACUGAUUCUUGAAUCAUCUGGGGCGCCAUGUGUUAAAGAGACACGUGUUAGGAUGG